This is a messenger RNA of Coregonus clupeaformis (lake whitefish), 2582 nucleotides long. Its product is annotated as peroxisome proliferator-activated receptor delta-like. The coding region runs from base 523 to 2079 and encodes 518 amino acids. Gene Ontology annotation, cellular component: nucleus. Lineage: Eukaryota; Metazoa; Chordata; Actinopteri; Salmoniformes; Salmonidae. Gene Ontology annotation, biological process: regulation of lipid metabolic process; positive regulation of transcription by RNA polymerase II; negative regulation of inflammatory response. Gene Ontology annotation, molecular function: RNA polymerase II cis-regulatory region sequence-specific DNA binding; zinc ion binding; nuclear receptor activity. The record is from RefSeq and is a predicted model, not a curated record. The transcript has 8 exons.
ACUAGACCCGCUAUGGAACGAGUUUGACACCCCUGCCCUAAAGCCUAUAAACACAUUUGCAAAGUCACAUGGCAGGAUGAACUGUGCCAUGAAUCGGUUGAACGUCAGGGGGUGCUCUGGCGAGAGUACAGAGAAGGUUGACACUGGGCUAGUACAUGUUUGCAAUAGCUCACUGAAAAGUUUGAUAUCCCGAUGUACUAGCCAGCCACCAGAAGAUGGUGACUUCACUGCAAACUUUCAAUAUAGAUUAUUGGAUGGAUUAUAUAACAGUAUUGACUGAUGAAUUGGGAAAGUUCAGGGAGCUAAAGUUUGCUAUCUAACUGACGUUAAACCAACUAGCUAGCAAACAACACAGCCAACCUAUUGAAUCAAGUGGUUAUGGACACGGCGUGGUAACUUUACACCUCACCCACGCAUUCUUUGGAAGGCAAGCAACGCCAUUGAUAAAGGAAGGCCAUGUCCGCAACAUCAUGACAGACUGGGAAGAGGCGCUUUAGCAGCCUGACCACAAGGCAAGGAGCCAUGGAAUGGUUACAGCAGCUACCUUCCCCUGAGCACCUUGAACAGGUGAAUGGGGAAACUAGGAUUACGCUUGGGGCUAACAGCACAGGCACACUGCCCCUGUGUGGCCCAAACUCUCCACAGACCCUGGACACAGCAGCUGAUAUCAUAUGGACUGCACAGGAGGUGGAGGCAGUGGGCUCUGACUUUGGAGACCUGCUGGGGGUUGUUGAGGGCAGUGGGGCGGAGAGGUCGAGGUCCCCCAUCUCGAUGGUAUCAAGGAAUGGGACUGGCAGCCAACAGAAUGGAGGAGGAGGGGAAGAGGAGAGACUGGAGAAGGUGAAGACCAGCCACAGCAGACAAGACAGUCCAGCUGCUGCUACCAACUACACAGACCUGUCUCGCACGUCAUCUGCCUCACUGUCAGAGCAGCUGUGUUUGGGCCGGGACGAGGCCACCGGCCCUGGGAUCAACGUGGAGUGUAGGAUCUGUGGGGACAAAGCUUCAGGGUUUCACUACGGUGUGCAUGCCUGCGAGGGCUGCAAGGGCUUCUUCCGGCGGACCCUUCGGUUGAGGCUGGAGUAUGAGCGCUGUGAGAGAGCCUGUAUGAUCCUGACGAAAAACCGUAACAAGUGCCAAUACUGUCGCUUCCAGAAGUGCCUAGCCCUUGGCAUGUCACAUGAUGCGAUCCGGUAUGGGCGUAUGCCGGAGGCUGAGAAGAAGCUUAUGGCUGGCCUGCUAGCUGAGGAGCUAGAUACCCAACACCCUGGAGGCUUGGACCUCAAGACCCUUACUAAACAGGUGUACCAAGCCUACCUGCAGAACCUCAUCAUGACCAAGAAGAAGGCCCGCAGUAUCCUCACCGGCAAGACCAGCUGCACAUCGACAUUUGUGAUCCAUGAUGUGGACACCCUGUGGCAGGCAGAGAGUGGUUUAGUAUGGGACCAGUUAGUCCCGGGUGCGCCCCUCACCAAGGAGAUAGGGGUACACGUGUUCUACCGCUGUCAGUGCACCACGGUGGAGACCGUACAGGAGCUCACUAAGUUCGCCAAGAGCAUCCCAGGGUUUGUGGAUCUCUUCCUUAACGACCAGGUAACACUACUGAAGUAUGGCGUCCACGAGGCCAUCUUCGCCAUGCUGCCCUCCCUCAUGAACAAAGAUGGCCUCCUGGUGGCCAACGGGAAGGGCUUUGUGACCCGGGAGUUCCUGAGGAGCCUCCGUAAACCCUUCAGUGAGAUCAUGGAGCCCAAGUUUGAGUUUGCUGUGAAGUUCAAUGCUCUGGAGCUGGAUGACAGUGACCUGGCUCUGUUCGUGGCCGCUAUCAUCCUGUGUGGAGACCGUCCAGGGCUGAUGAACGUGAAGCAGGUAGAACAGAGUCAGGAUGGUAUUCUCCAGGCUAUGGACCAGCACCUACAGGAAAACCACCAGGACUCCCUCUUCCCCAAGCUGCUGAACAAGAUGGCCGACCUCAGACAGCUGGUCACAGAGAACACCCUGCUGGUGCAGAAGAUCAAGAAGACCGAGUCUGAGACCUCUCUGCACCCACUACUACAGGAGAUCUAUAAGGACAUGUACUGACUGGACCGGACUGAACCUGUACAGACUGGACUAAAACGGAUUGGACUGGACUGAAACAGAUCAGACCUGUACUGACCGGAAUAAACUGGACUAGAACUUGCUGCACCUACUACUGCAGUAGAACUACAAGGACAUGUACUGGUCACCUCAAAAGAAGUGCACUAUAUAGGGAAUAGGGGGCCAUUUGGGACGCACCUGAGUCUGAGCCCUCGCUGCACCUGCUACUACAGCAGAUCUAUAAAUAUAUGAACUGACUGGAUUAGAUAGGAACUGGACUAAACCGGAUUAAACUGGACCAGACCGGAUCUCGCUGCCCCCAGUACUACUUCUUCAUAAGCACAACUACAGACUGUUCAAUUUAAUACAACUUUAUUGUCCCCUUAGGGCAAAUACUGACUGUGGUUCAUAGCAAUACAUGACAUUAUGAUGUUGUGUAUAUAUUAAUGUACAUUUCACAUGUAUAUAUUUAGUGCAUUCGGAAAGUAUUCAGACCCUUCCCUUUU